AUGGGGCCACCGCCCGGCAGGGCCGGGUCCUACCGCGGUAGCUGCGGCUUUUCCCGGUUGCUGGCGUGGUGCUUUCUGCUGGCCCUGAGUCCGCAAGCUCCCGGCUCCCGGGGAGCCGAAGCUGUGUGGACCGCGUACCUCAACGUGUCCUGGCGGGUUCCGCACACCGGAGUGAACCGCACCGUGUGGGAGCUGAGCGAGGAGGGCGUGUAUGGCCAGGAUUCGCCGCUCGAGCCAGUGGCUGGGGUCCUGGUACCGCCCGACGGGCCAGGGGCUCUCAAUGCCUGUAACCCGCACACGAAUUUCACGGUGCCCACGGUCCCGGGGGACUGGGGACGCAACGUUCAUGUCUCUUGGUUGGCCCUCAUCCAGCGCGGAGGGGGCUGCACCUUCGCAGACAAGAUCCAUCUGGCUCAAGAGAGAGGGGCGUCUGGAGCCGUCAUCUUUAACUUCCCAGGGACUCGCAAUGAGGUCAUCCCCAUGUCUCACCCGGGUGCAGGAGACAUUGUUGCCAUCAUGAUUGGCAAUCUGAAAGGCACAAAAAUUCUACAAUCAAUUCAAAGAGGCAUACAAGUAACAAUGGUCAUCGAAGUAGGGAAAAAACAUGGCCCUUGGGUGAAUCACUAUUCAAUUUUCCUUGUUUCUGUGUCCUUUUUUAUUAUUACGGCAGCAACUGUGGGCUAUUUUAUCUUUUAUUCUGCUAGAAGAUUACGGAAUGCAAGAGCUCAAAACAGAAAGCAGAGACAAUUAAAGGCAGAUGCUAAAAAAGCUAUUGGAAGGCUUCAACUACGCACACUGAAACAAGGGGACAAGGAAAUUGGUCCUGAUGGAGAUAGUUGUGCUGUGUGUAUUGAACUGUAUAAACCAAAUGAUUUAGUGCGCAUCUUAACCUGCAACCAUAUUUUCCAUAAGACAUGUGUUGAUCCAUGGCUGUUAGAACAUAGGACUUGCCCCAUGUGCAAAUGUGAUAUACUCAAAGCUUUGGGAAUUGAGGUGGAUAUUGAAGAUGGAUCAGUGUCUUUACAAGUCCCUGUAUCCAAUGAAACUUCUAAUAGUGCCUCUCCUCAUGAAGAAGAUAAUCGCAGUGAGACUGCAUCAUCUGGAUAUGCUUCAGUUCAGGGAGCAGAUGAACCACCUUUGGAGGAACAUGUGCAGUCAGCAAGUAAGCACCAUGCUGAGGAUCAAGUGCCCCACAAAUGAUACCUUGUGGUUCUUA
Molecule: messenger RNA, 1216 nt
Organism: Myotis davidii
Lineage: Eukaryota; Metazoa; Chordata; Mammalia; Chiroptera; Vespertilionidae
Gene: RNF128
Product: ring finger protein 128, E3 ubiquitin protein ligase
Exons: 6
Coding region: 1-1200 (399 amino acids)
Source: RefSeq, a predicted model, not a curated record